Messenger RNA from Pipra filicauda (Wire-tailed manakin), 1022 nucleotides. It is a transcript of the gene SELENOM, whose product is annotated as selenoprotein M. The record is from RefSeq and is a predicted model, not a curated record. Gene Ontology annotation, molecular function: oxidoreductase activity. NCBI's taxonomy places the organism in Eukaryota, Metazoa, Chordata, Aves, Passeriformes, Pipridae. Gene Ontology annotation, cellular component: endoplasmic reticulum lumen. The transcript is spliced from 5 exons.
GGGCGGACGUGGCGGCGGUGAGGGCGAUGCGGGCGGUGCCGCCGGAGCCGGGGCUGUGGGUGCUGCUGGCGGCGGCGCUGGCGGCGGGUCGCUGCUCGGAGCUCCCCCAGCUCCGCGGGGCCACGCUGCGGGACCUGGCCCGGGGCAAGGUGGAGACCUGCGGCGGGUGACGGCUAAACCGCCUCAGGGAGGUGAAGGCGUUCGUCACCCAGGACAUCCCGCUCUACCAUAACCUGGAGAUGAAACACCUGCCCGGUGCUGACCCCGAGCUCGUGCUCCUCAGCCACCGGUAUGAGGAGCUGGAGAGAAUCCCCCUGAGUGACAUGACCCGGGAGGAGAUCAACCGGCUGGUGCAGGAGCUGGGCUUCUACCGCAAGGAGACGCCUGAUGCCCCCGUGCCUGAGGAGUUCCAGUUUGCCCCUGCCAAGCCACUGCCCACACUGCCACCCCCCCAAGCAUCCACCACUGGCAUCAAGACCCCACUCAAACGUGACAAGGGAGAACACCCAGACCUCUAGUGAGGAGUGCUGCACUUGGGACAGGGUCCUGCAGCCAGUCCACAGCACAGGGAACGAGGGUGUUACAGCAGCUGGGGAUAGUGCUGUGGAGUGGCAGAGCUGCCCCCCCCCCCGCUCUUGCUUGGUGCUGUGUAGCCUCUGCCCCAAGGAUGCCCUGGGUAGCUCAAACUUUGAGCAGGGGCUUCCUGGGCACUGUGGGCAUCCCAAGGUUCCCAUGUGGUGGUCGUUGCCUUCCCAUGCCUGCCUGCAGCCUGUUAUCCCUGGCCAGUUAGGAGGAGCAGCAUUCCUUGCACUCCCUUGCUGUGCCCGGAGGUUUAGCUGCUCCCGGCAACUGGGCAGCUGCAUCCUACCUGCAUGGGACAGGAUGAAACCCUCAGCAGAAAGCGACAGGUGCUAAGGGUAGAUGUGCUGAGUCCCAAAGGUGGGAGAGCUGCCCCAGGGAGAGGGCUUUACCCCCCAGUAGGCUUAUCUUGUAUCCAGCACCCAGUAAAGCCUUUAUAUACA